GUUUACGUGUUAAUUUCUUAAACAACUACGCGAACGAAAUAAAAACCCAAACAAAAUGGAAUACGAAAGCGUACUCUUAGUUAAACCUGAAGUAUUCAUAUAUAAAAUUCCUCCAAGAGCUAAUAAUCGUGGUUACAGAGCUGCUGAUUGGAAUUUGGGUGAACCAACAUGGACCGGACGCAUGCGUUUGGCUGCCAAGGGUACAUCCUUGAAUCUUAAACUAGAAGAUAAAACAACUGGUGCUCUCUUUGCUAAUUGUCCCAUCGAUACAUAUCCGGGUGUGGCCAUUGAAUCGGUAUCGGAUAGUUCACGUUAUUUUGUAAUUAGGGUUCAAGAUGAUAAUGGACGUUCCGCUUUCCUUGGCUUAGGUUUUGGUGAUCGUUCCGAUUCGUUUGAUUUAAAUGUUGCCCUACAGGAUCAUUUUAAAUGGGUGAAAAAUCAAGAACAAAUCGAAAAAGAAAAAACUCAACCAAAACAGGAAUUAGAUUUAGGUUUUAAGGAGGGUGAAACAAUUAAAAUUAAUAUGAGAAUAACGAAAAAAGAUGGCUCUGAAGGUACCAGUCGUACAAAAGCUAAAACUGGUACUGGCAUUUUACCACCACCUCCAGGCGGUUUAGGUAAAAUAGCACCACCACCAUCUGGUGCCAGUACAGUACGUCAAAGUCCGGGUACCUCACCAGCUCAUAGGGUAUCUGGCAAUGCCACGGAAUGGACAGAUUAUGCCUCAGCUGGCUCUACGCCAGCUCAAAAUCAACAACAACAACAAAGCUCAUCAAAUGCUAACUGGGUGCAAUUUUAAUUCUUAGCCUA
Molecule: messenger RNA, 810 nt
Organism: Musca vetustissima
Lineage: Eukaryota; Metazoa; Arthropoda; Insecta; Diptera; Muscidae
Product: NECAP-like protein CG9132
Exons: 5
Coding region: 56-799 (247 amino acids)
Biological process (GO): endocytosis
Cellular component (GO): clathrin vesicle coat; membrane
Source: RefSeq, a predicted model, not a curated record